Molecule: messenger RNA, 1146 nt
Organism: Hypomesus transpacificus
Lineage: Eukaryota; Metazoa; Chordata; Actinopteri; Osmeriformes; Osmeridae
Gene: rhoga
Product: ras homolog family member Ga
Biological process (GO): small GTPase-mediated signal transduction; establishment or maintenance of cell polarity; regulation of actin cytoskeleton organization
Cellular component (GO): plasma membrane; cell cortex; cell projection
Molecular function (GO): GTPase activity; protein kinase binding; GTP binding
Source: RefSeq, a predicted model, not a curated record
CUUGGCAUUAACAACAUAAAGUAGGCCUACUACUACAAUAAAGUAUCUUAUUGAUGGCCUACGGGAAUUAGUGGAACGUUAACCUUUCGUCCACAGGUUGUUCAGCAGGGGAGAAAAAUAAUAAUUUGCGAUAGGCUAGUAGACCUAAACAAAUAGUAGUCUGUAUUAGACAUAGACAAAACCCCAGAUUAGACAGGAUUCCACUGUAAACCAACCCCAAAUUCGCAUUAGGCAGGAUCUUGGUGUAGGCUACGCUUUCAAGCUGUUUGCUGAAUAUAAAGAUGAAGGUGUUUGAUUGAAAAAAUCGAUCGUGUCAUAAACAUGUAAUUGUUCUGGGUCUGAGUAACUGCACACCGCAUUUUAAAUGUAGCCUACGCCAAGAAGUUCAUGAAGUUCAACUGCAAGAGCGGACCAUUCGCAAACGAGCCAUCACUUCCUCAAACUCAUAAGGACUUCUGCCUUGACUUUUUUCUGGUUAAGAGAAUUACAGAAAAGGACCGUAGGUUGUCUGGAUCAAGAUACAGUUAAAGGGCUCUGAGACGGAAAGGGAUUAGAAUGCAGAGCAUCAAGUGUGUGGUGGUUGGGGAUGGUGCGGUGGGUAAGACCUGUCUGCUGAUCUCACACACCACCAGCGCUUUCCCUAAUGAGUACAUCCCCACGGUGUUUGACAACUACAGCUCCCAGGUGACAGUGGACAACAGGACAAUUAGCCUCAACCUUUGGGACACUGCUGGACAGGAGGAGUAUGACCGUCUACGCACCCUCUCCUAUCCCCAAACCAACGUUUUUGUCAUCUGCUUUUCCAUCGCCAGCCCGCCUUCCUAUGAGAAUGUCAAGCACAAGUGGCAUCCAGAGGUUACCCAUCAUUGCCCAAAUGUGCCCAUUCUUCUUGUUGGCACCAAAAGCGACCUGCGCAACGAUGAAGGAGUCCUGAAGAAGUUGAAGGACCAGAACCAGACAACCAUCACCCAAGCACAGGGCGCUGCCCUGGCCAAGCAAAUCCACGCUGAAGUACCUGGAAUGCUCUGCCCUCAACCAAGAGGGAAUAAAACAGGUGUUUGAUGAAGCUGUGCGUGCUUUUCUCAAUCCACAACCACUACCGACCAAAAAAACAUGUACAAUAUUAUAGUGACAAUAGACAGAACC